AUUACAAUAAUCACAAUAAAAAUCCAUAAGAAAAUGUAACGCAAUAAAAGAUAAUUUCUCGCGAUUGAGCAAGAGCAAAGAAGUGAACGAAAACGGUUUCAUAAUACAAAACCUUGCUCAAAUAUGUUUGCACGUGUGUGUGUUUGUGUGCAAAAGUGCGUAUAUUUGUCUGAGUGAUAAUAAUAACUGAAGCACAAGAAAAAUAAAUAUAAUAUAAAUAAGGAUACGCGGAAUUGAUAUAAAAGGAUUGUUAUCGCCGCGACCGGACAUUGAUAAAAUCAAGAACAACAGCCAGCCUCAGAUCUGUGGACUAUUAUCGAAAGGCAGCAACAACAGCAACAACAACGUCGUCUGACAGCUGCCAUAAAAUAAAAGCACUGGCGUCAGCAAUGGCCAUCAUGGCCAGAAACCAGAUCCUUUCAUAUGCGUUCGCCUGGAGAAAGCAUUAACACAAGUUCCGAGAAAAAUAUUGGAAAAUGAGUACUAUGCACUUGAAAUCAGACAAUCAAGGCCACGCCUGUCAAGUAGUCGACUAUAGAUAGUGUAUUCCACACGGAAGCUUUGACAACACAAUUCCACGAUAUUCAAGUUCGUUAAGGAGAAUCGAGACUCGCAGAUCAUGUGGAAUAGCCCCCGGUCAAUGCUGCAGCUGCGCCUGUUGCGCUUGAUGCUGCUGUUAUCGGUUGCAUCAGUUGGCUGGUUUGAUCACGCUACAGCCUCCACGCACGAUGUCUACAACGGAGCGCGACCGGGACAUCGGAUCGUGCAGACCCGAUAUGGACGCUUACAUGGAAUGAUUCUGCCGUUGGACAACUUUCGCUAUCUACGAUCAGUGGAAGUGUUCUUAGGCGUGCCCUAUGCCACGCCUCCGAUCAAACAAAACCGAUUCAGUCCAACUCGUGCUCCAGCACCGUGGGACGGAAUACGUAUCUCCGAUAAAUACAGUCCCGUUUGCCCGCAACGGUUGCCCAAUAUACAAAAUGAGACAGCCGCCUUGGAGAAGAUGCCAAAGGGACGCCUGGAGUACCUGAAAAGGUUGCUGCCAUUUUUAGAAAAUCAAUCCGAAGAUUGCCUAUACCUCAAUAUAUUUUCGCCUGUUGAUGGCGUUGUCAUACGACCCGGACAUUCCAAUCUCGAUAUUGAUGAUUUAAUGACGCGCAACUCGAAGCGCUCUGCAGGCGAUGCUGGCGCCCAGUCAGCCGGCGGCAAUGGCGGCGGAUCCGGCGCUGGUGGCUCCGCUUUCAGCGGUGGCUCUGGCUACUUUGGAGGAGGCGCGGCCACGGCCAACAUUGGUGGCCAUUAUGAUGUGCUCUUCGGCGUUGUUACGGGCGAGUCCAUUUGGCGCUUCAGCGCUCACGACAUACAGAAUGGCUUCGAGGGCGAGAGACGAGAUAAAAUUAUACGCACUUAUGUGCGCAACGCUUACAACUACCAUCUCAAUGAGAUAUUCUAUACGAUUGUCAACGAGUACACGGACUGGGAUCGCACUUCACAGCAUCCGAUUAACACGCGCGAUACGGCUGUCGCCGCGUUAUCCGAUGCCCAGUUCGUGGCGCCCAUAGUGCGCACUGGGGAUAUAUUGGCGGCCAAUUCGCCACCGCCGGUGAGCUCGGCGACGCCCAGUGGAGCGGCGAGUGCCGCCGCCUCGACCUUGGCGGCGUCUACGCAGCCCGCGGGUCGCUGCUACUUCUAUGUGUUCGACUAUCAGACCAAGGAUGGGGACUAUCCCCAGCGCAUGGGCACAGUGCAUGGCGAGGACUUGCCAUACAUAUUCGGCGCACCGCUCGUCGAUGGCUUCAGCCACUUUCCGCAAAACUACACCAAGUCGGAGACGGCGCUGUCAGAGGCCGUCAUGAUAUACUGGACGAAUUUUGCGCGCACCGGCAACCCGAACGAACAUCAUCGCCAGGACUCUGUGCUGCCCGUCUCAAAGGAACGCAAUCGCUUUCGCAGCAUCACUUGGGAGAAUUAUGAUCCAUUGCAUCAAAAGUAUUUGGAAAUAGGCAUGAAGCCGCGCAUUAAGAAUCACUUUCGGGCUCACCAACUCUCGAUUUGGCUGCGACUGAUACCCGAACUACAUCGUGCUGGCAUGGAGGAUGUGAUAGCCCGGCACAAUCUGUUUCGCAAUCACGACGAUAUGGAAUUGUACGAGGGACCCGUUAAGCCAGAUCCAUUUGGUCUCUCAGCAGGCACAGCAACAUCAUCGUCUUCAUCCGGCUCCUCAUCGUCCUCCUCGUCGCGCCUGCUGCUUAUCGACGAGCAAUUGAUGAUGAAGAAGGGACGCGGCCUAAAUGGUUCGACGUAUCUGAAUGGCAUACUGGGGGUUACGACCGUUGAACCGAACAAUAUGUAUACAACGUGUAUACCAAUUGGCGGCAACUACACGGGCAGUGGAGGCGGCGUAUAUGCACCGACAACACUUGCGAACGCCUCAACGGAGACCGUGGCAUCCGGCUUCGAGGCAGCCGGGUAUGCGGCGUAUUCGACGGCGCUGAGCGUAACGAUUGCCAUCGGAUGCAGCCUGCUCAUAUUGAAUGUGCUGAUAUUUGCGGGCGUGUACUACCAGCGCGACAAGACGCGGCUGGAGGUGAAGACGCUGCAGAAGCAGUAUCAACAGCGCAGCAUGCAUCAGCAGGUACCAUAUCCGCCGGAGCCCAUCAAGCAUGCCCACUAUCACAUGGGCCACUCGCAGAGCGCCAAUGUGAUUGUGGAUGUCGAGAGCCAUGGUCAGGAUCAGAGUGGCCAGGCCGCCAUGCUGCUGCAGGCAGCCGCCGCUGCCGCCGCAGCAGCCAACGAGGCAUCCAAGCCACCGCCGCCACAUAUAUGCGCCAACACGGGCUUGCAAACACAACAGCAGCAGCAACAACAACAACAACAACAACAGCAAGCACAACAGGCAGGCGGCAGUGGAAGCAUGCUGAAUAAUAUGGCCAUGGAUGGCGCUAAGCCCUCGGAUAACUUGGCCAAUGUCACCUACAGCACCAGCACCAAACAGCAACAGCAACACCAGCAGCAGCAGCAACAGCAACAACAGCGCGAGCAUAUGCAAAUCAAGAGCAUGGGUGGUGGUGGGGGCACCCAAACCUUUGGACGCGGCAGCGGCUCAGGCGGUGGUGCUGGCGGUGCGGCUGGCAACAGCAGCAAUGUGACUGGCACAGCGGUGGGUGUCGGUGUCGGUGGUGGCGCCUCUGUUGUUGUGUCAGGCAGCAGCGUUAGCUACAAUCCCGGCCUAAUGACUUUGCCCAAGGCAAGCCAAUUGCAUCAUUCCGGAGCUCUGAAUUAUGCACGCAACAACACAGCCGCCUUAAAUUUGGCAGGCGGCGGCACCGCCCUGGUGGAUAGCCGCGGCAAUGUCCUCCUCACUUCCAGCCCUGGUGGCGCCACUACCGACUGCAUGACACUGCCACGCAAUCUCAAUCGACACAAUCCAACUACAGAACUACAACAAUAUCAACAGCAGCAGCAACAGCAGCAGGUUGGUAAACAUCAGCCAAACGGGGCAGUGCUGACGGGCAUGCAGCCCCACUAUAUACGUGGUCCACGCCCACCGAUGCGUACUGCCUCCUCAUCGACAACGACCACCACCAAUAGCAGCAUCAACUCUGGCAUGGGUGCAACCGGGCCCGGUGGCAAUAUGCUGCUCGAUCAGACGCCAUCGGGCGGCAGCAGCAGCAGCGGAGUCAGCAGUGCGCCCAGCUCCUCCAAGGGACACAUACACGCCCACUCGCACGGUCACAUGUCGAGCGCCCACGGCGAGAGCUUAGCCAUGAGCUCCACAUUGUCGGCGUCCCAGCAACAACAGCAGCAGCAGCAACAGCAGCAAGUGCCACAGGCAGCCAUCGACGAGAUGCGCGUCUGAUAGGUGUCGGUCUUUGAGUUGGACUUAUAGUCAUCAACGGGGUCCAUAGAGACUCUACGUGUCGAAACGCCUGAGGAGUUCUAUGCCCUCAAAGAGGCGCAAAAACUGAACGGCCCCGAUGACAGCCAAC
This is a messenger RNA of Drosophila arizonae, 3989 nucleotides long. It is a transcript of the gene Nlg4, whose product is annotated as Neuroligin 4. The record is from RefSeq and is a predicted model, not a curated record. Lineage: Eukaryota; Metazoa; Arthropoda; Insecta; Diptera; Drosophilidae.